GAUUAUUUUAACAGUUAUAAUGCUAGUUACUUUCGUAACUGCCAGUACAACUCUUGCUGAAGAGUCAGGCUAUAAGUUCAAAAUUAACUUUGCGAUGAACUCAAGUAACACCAGUAACUCUGACGUCAAGUUGAUCUUGGGAGUCUCCUCUACCACCCAGCCGUUAACCAACAGUUAUUAUGUGUCAGGAGCUUGUGUGAAUAUCGGGACUAGCAACUACCAACUCACCACUGCAAGCACUACUUUGAAAGGAUUUGGAAUUGAGUGGCAAUGAGCCUCUUCUUGUACUUCAUUGAGUUCCGUCUAUAAUUCGGUUCUCUUCUAUGCCGGAGCUCAUUGGGGAGCUACUCAAGCUCAUGUUGUAUCAGCUCAAUCUUCUUUAACUACUGCUUCUGGAGUAACUGCAGUUAGCACCAGUGAUACCUCAAGCAAAGAAGUCUACUACUCAUUUACUGGAUUGACUCCGACCCAGCUUGCAAGCAACGUUUACAUGCCAAACCAGACGGAGACCUGGUAUGUUAGAUGCUUUGGAAAAUUCAAUCAUGUUAGCUCUGUAAUAACAAACAGUGGAGUUUCUGAUUUGGCAGCUACAAUUGGCAAUGGAAAGAACUUAUCUCUGAAGGGCAAUGGAUUCAUAACUACCACCAUCCUCGCUGUUGCAGGAUCUCUGGUAUCAGUCCUAUCUUAA
Molecule: messenger RNA, 688 nt
Organism: Moneuplotes crassus
Lineage: Eukaryota; Ciliophora; Spirotrichea; Euplotida; Euplotidae
Source: the annotation of a GenBank genome assembly